Messenger RNA from Microthlaspi erraticum, 246 nucleotides. NCBI's taxonomy places the organism in Eukaryota, Viridiplantae, Streptophyta, Magnoliopsida, Brassicales, Brassicaceae. The record is from the annotation of a GenBank genome assembly.
AUGGUUGAGAUUGAAUCAAGAAGAACCCUAAUGAGGAAUAAGGUCCUCUCCUCACCUAUAAAUAGCUGCACCAAUCUACAAGUAUCUGAAAUCAAGCAAAGGAGGAUCUUUGGAGACGGAAUCAAGUGGAACUUCGCCAAGUUCUUGAUUGACAAAGAUGGAAAUGUCGUUGACCGUUACGCCCCGACUACUUCUCCUCUAAGCAUUGAGAAGGACCUGAAGAAACUGUUGGGAGUUACUGCUUAA